AUGGGUAGUUGCACGGUCAAAACCUCAAACAGGAAAGCUGGAAACCCCACUAUGCCUUUUUGUUUCCCACCCUACAAAGCUAGGAUUUUCUGCUACAUGCUGAUAAAGAAGCCAAACAUGCCACUAUACUUAGGAAGAAAAAAAAUCAAGUGCAGACGCGAGAUUACUCGAACACCUUAUUUUUUGAUGACAAGGGAACCUGCAGCCGCUGCCCUUCGGGUGCGCACAGGUAGUUCUAGAAGAACAGUCAAGAGCAAUACUGGAAAAGGUACCACAAAGAGAAGCUUCAGUUGCAUACUCCUCGCGGUUGAUAGAUAAAUAGAAAAAUAGGAGAAACUUUUGGCAGACACAUUUUUGUUCCUGAGCUCUCACUAAUUACAUCAAUGUACGUUUUGUCGGAUUGUCAAUCUUCGGUGCGCUUGUUUAUGAACUCACAUUCGAGUUUUCUUAUGGUAUCAAUUGCUUCUUCUAAGAUGCUAUGAGGUAGUCUACUUUGAUAUGUAAAUGAAUGACCAGAGUGUUCUGCUAAACCAUAAUUUGAUAUUGUUAUCUUA
Molecule: messenger RNA, 554 nt
Organism: Lycium barbarum (goji berry)
Lineage: Eukaryota; Viridiplantae; Streptophyta; Magnoliopsida; Solanales; Solanaceae
Exons: 3
Coding region: 1-318 (105 amino acids)
Source: RefSeq, a predicted model, not a curated record